This is a messenger RNA of Salarias fasciatus (jewelled blenny), 2646 nucleotides long. RefSeq lists its product as uncharacterized. The coding region runs from base 57 to 2054 and encodes 665 amino acids. Gene Ontology annotation, biological process: Notch signaling pathway; protein ubiquitination. The record is from RefSeq and is a predicted model, not a curated record. Gene Ontology annotation, molecular function: metal ion binding. The transcript is spliced from 8 exons. NCBI's taxonomy places the organism in Eukaryota, Metazoa, Chordata, Actinopteri, Blenniiformes, Blenniidae.
UACUUUCGCUUUCACUUAUCAGGAAGCAGCCUGCAGCGGACGGAAGAAGUUUCAAAAUGUCAGAAAAGGACCAAGUGGAGGAAAUGGAAGUAGAUCAUCCGUCUCACGACGGCUCUGCUGGGGAUGGAGAUGAGGUGUGGCUCACUCUCUCUUUGAUCUGGUCGAACUCUGAAAAACCUCAGAAACUGGAGAAAAGUGUUGAACAGGUUCUCCAGUCUUGGUUCAACAAAUUCGAAAAAAAGGCAGACUGCUCAGUGGAGAAGAUCUUUAAAGAUGGAAGAGUUCUGGUAAAGCUUAAACCAGAUCCAGGUGUGUCUCAGCUCCAGAAGCUGUAUGGAGAAACUCUGACAGUCAAGAAAAGUGAAGAUACUGUAACCAUCUCAUCUAUUUGCCUGAAACCAUCAACUCUGAAUGAUCCAUCAGAAGAUGCUCCACAAGGACAAAAUCCACCAGGAGUCCAGGGACUCCCGGCAGUCCAGGGGCAACCAGGAGCCCAGGCUCAACCAGGAGCCCAAGGUCCACUGGCAGUCCAGGGGCAACCAGGAGCCCAAGGUCCACUGGCAGUCCAGGGGCAACCAGGAGCCCAAGGUCCACUGGCAGUCCAAGGGCAACCAGGAGCAGAGAGUAGUUCUGUUUGUGCUGCAGCAGAAAACGAGAAUCAUUGUGUCCUUCCUGUGAGUCAGUACUGGUAUUUGAACCAGGUUUACAGCAAGGAAGUUGACCAAAUAAUGAGAAGAAACGGAGCCACAUUUUCAGAAAACUUGACGGUGUCAUUUGAAGCAGUGGAUCAAGAUGGAGACCCACAAAAAGCUCUCUCCGAGUUUAUAAACCUUGUCCAGUCAUUAGACUUCAGUAACUCAGUUCCUGUCAAUUAUGUAGAUACAGAUCAGUUGAGCGAGGCAGUCAACAUCAUCAAGAAAAAAGAACAAAAGCUCUUGCUCUCUUUAUCCUCUGAAAAAGCCUUUGCAUUAGGGCCCAGUGAGAGCUGUGCGGCUAUAAGUGAAUGCUUAAAAGCAGAGCCUCAAACAAACACACCCAUUACUGAUGCCGACAAUGACAGAAUGCCUUCAGACCCAUCACUGACGAUUAAGAUGACCAUCACAGACCCUCUUGUUGAUGAAGGUCUAAACAUGGAGGAGAGCUACUGGAAGAUGAUGACUGCUGCUUACAGUGACAGAAUAGAAGACAUUAAAGCAAAGUUCAGUGUGGAUUUCAAAGAAAGAGACACUGCUCAGGGGAAAGUCAUUGUUAGACCUUGCUACAACAACACUGGAGGAAACAUCUCCAUGGAGAGCCACGCCGUGAGAGCUCUUCUUCGUCUGUACCAGAAGACUGCUACGUCACCCAUGAACUCCAACCAAGCCUGGAUGAAGAACAUGAAUGGUGGAAGCGAGUUUAAAAAGAGCACAGAUGGUUUUGAGAUGGUUGGUGGAUCUGCCAAUCGCUCCCACAUCACUGAAUCAGCUGCAGGAGAGGGAGCAGCAGCAGCAGACAGCAAAGAGGAAGAUUACUGUCCUAUAUGCAGGGACACGUUUACAAAGAAGACACAGCUGAAGUGCAAACAUGAAUUUUGUGAGGAAUGUCUGCAACAGGCAGAGAAAAGCAUGGGGCCUGUCUGUCCUGUCUGCAGAGAGGUCUUUGGUAAGAUUGAAGGAAACCAGCCAAAAGGAACCAUGAAAUGGAUAAAAUCUCCUCAAUCCCUCCCUGGAUUCCCAGGCUGUGGCACUAUUGAGAUCACCUAUUGUAUUCCUGAUGGAAGACAGACGGAGAAACACCCCAACCCUGGACAGCCCUACUAUGGCUUUAUGAGAACUGCAUAUCUCCCAGACAACAAAGAGGGCUUAGAAGUGCUGCAUCUGCUAAAACGAGCAUUUGACCAGAAGCUCAUUUUCACUGUUGGAACAUCCAGAACGACUGGAGCAGACAACCAAGUGACCUGGAACGACAUUCACCACAAGACAACGCGUUUAGGAGGACCGGCAGGCUUUGGCUAUCCUGACCCUGAUUACUUGAGCAGAGUGAAAGAGGAGUUGAAAGAAAAAGGCAUCAAGUAGAGACUUUGAGAGAAAGUCCAUUUGAGCUUCACAUCCAAGAAACCCAAACAUAUACAAAAUAUAUGUUGGUUUGUGUUUAUGUUUUAAAUGAUGGAUGCAAUAAUUUAUCAAUCAGGUGUGUCAAACAUACAGCUGUGCAAAGUGUAAAAAUCAUAUCAAAAUAGUAUUUUGAAAAAAUGACUUAUUUUGAAUGUGUAUGUUGAAGGCUACAGAAAUCAUGUGUCAUUAUUUGUGGCCUCAUUUUAAAUCACUCGUUUUUCUUUUGGAAAUUCUGAACUUUAGGUUUUUAGAAAAGCUAUUUGUAUGAAAUUGUCCUACAUUUGGAGUGGUGGUUAUUUUAAAACUAUUGUACUGUUAUUGUUGCUUUCAAGAUGGAAUUAGCCUGUAUGUGGCCACUGAACAAAUGAGUUUGAAGCCUUUGUUUUGAGUGUCUGAUAUGAUCAAUAAGGGUUCACUGCAAGCUUGUUGACGCAUAAUUACAUAUGAAAUGUAAUCUCUAUUUUUUUUUCCCAGUGCACAACAGUAUGAGAAUGACAUUUGCAUCUGUAAACUGCAGGAGAUGUGCUGUCUUAAUAAAGGAUGUUGAUCAACC